GACCCACGCGCUACCCGCGGUAGCUCGCUCGUCCCCGGACCACACUCGUAGCGCUCACGUCGAUCUGAACACGCGUCUCGUAGCCGGGUCGUAGCUCGCGAAACUGCAGAGUAAUGUAACCUUUCGGCCGCUACGGCUGACUCGACAUCGCUAUUAAAAGCAUGUCAUUAAUACCUACGAUCUCUCAUUGUAGUUUUACCCUGAUGUAAAUUCAUUUAUGAAAUUUUAAUAAAAACACCUGUGUGAUUGUUAAUUUUUGUCAAAUUUUCAAGUGAUUACUACGUUUGUUUACUUUAUUUUUUUUAGCUUAUUCUAUGUAACAUGAUUGAAGUUGUCAACUUUAAACGACCAUCCCCAUCCCCAUCAAGAAGUUCUGUUCGAAGCGACAGCAGGGUAUUCAGACAACCACGCGUAAUCCAAGUGAACCGAGAUGCCUCUACAAUGGUUGAUGGAGAAGCCAGCGGCCACGGUGCUACGGUCGGAAACCCACCGUCGGAUUGUGACCCGCGACGUGGGUUACACACUACAAAUUUUCGAUCUCGUACAUUUAGCGAUGGAUUUAUAAGAAAUACCAGCUUAGAACUUUUGUUAGGUGUUGAUUGUGAAGCUUGCAUAGCAUUAGCUGCCCAGCGACAGUGUCUAAGUGAACACAUAUCAAAACAUGAUUUAGACUUAGUUUGCAAUUGUAAUAUACAACAGAACAACUACCUAAACUGUCAUCGAAAUGUUUCUGAUCAUCGAGGCCACACUCUAAAUAUUUAUGAUUUAGAGAGAAUCAAAAGAGAAACCGAUAGAAGUCUAAUAAACGUGGGAUCACACCAAAGUCUCGACAGAAAACAAACAAGAAAUAAAUCCAUUGGUGUCUCUAAUUAUAUUUCGAAACAAUUAAUAUCGUAUGACCCAAGAAAUACUCUUGUCCAAAAAAUCAAGAGAAAACUAUCUAAUUUGAAAAAAAUCGGCGGAGAUGCUAUCACCAAGAAACAUCAAAACGCUGUCCAACUCGCCGAUAUAGCAUCCGGGUCUACCAGCUCCCUCAAAAAACUAUCUAUGCUGUCGAUUGCGGACAAACCACAAAGAAGAGUUAACAGCCAUAGCAACAUAUAUCCAUCGACGACAGUAAAUAGAGACGACUACAAACACAAAGCGUCAACAUACGCAAAUUUUUCUGGUAACGUGGACCAAUGCUUUGAUAGACUGAAAGAUUCCAAUACAGUCAUGGAUAUAAACAAUACGACACAAAAAAUAAGAACUUUUGAUAACAAUCAGGAGCUGAUCCGCAGGAAUAAUGUGGAUAUAGAUGCAAUGAAAUUUUCUACUUUAGACAAUCGAAGCAGAUGUAGAAGUAUCCGUAGACAACUAUCAUACAACGAUUUUCCUAGUGAUCGAUGCAAGGAGAAAAUCACGGAGACAUGGAUGACAAAUGAAAAUACUAUUGAGUCCAGGAGUACUCGAAGUGAUUUAGUCGACGAUGAUGUCCACACGUUUAUUGACAACGACGUAGUGGCAAUGACAGGAACGAGGCCGACACACGCACAUUGUACCUGCACCCAGAGCUAUGAUAAUAGAAUGCCUUCUUUAUUCUACGACUCGCAAGGCAAGAAACGGUCGGCGCCAGCACCUGACGUGACAGAGCGUAGUCAAGGGACUCGCGCAAACGUUUGUAGCGCUUGCAAAGUACCGCAAUGGAUAUCUACUGGUACAACAUCGACUACAAGCCACAGUUCAACUACAACUGGAAAUUCUUCUCGUUUUUCAAUAUGGCACCGUCGAUGGUGCUGCGUAGCAGUUUUAGUACUGGUAGCCGGGACCGCGUGCGUAGCAGGCCCUCUUGCUUUGAGAGCUCCUCCAGGCGCUCCGAUGCAUGAAAGACUUCGACUGGCCGAAAGACUAUUACACGAUACGCCUCUUAUCGACGGACACAACGACUUGCCUUGGAAUAUAAGAAAAUUUCUACACAACAAGAUUAAAGACUUUUCGUUUGAUGAGGACUUGAGGACGAUAUCACCAUGGGCGACGAGCUCGUGGAGCCACACUGAUUUGCCGAGGUUAAAACAAGGCAGGGUCGCUGCUCAGUUCUGGGCGGCGUACGUGCCUUGCGAUGCGCAACACCGCGACGCCGUGCAGCUGACGUUCGAGCAAAUUGACCUCAUCCAGCGACUCACUGAAAAAUAUCAACCUCAGCUUACAAUGUGCACUUCUGCCGAAGAUAUUAAAAUAGCGCACGCUAAUCAUCGUGUAUGCUCGUUGAUUGGUGUCGAAGGCGGUCACGCUAUUGGCAGUUCUCUUGGGGUGCUAAGAACACUGUACCAGGUCGGCGUUCGUUACUUGACAUUGACCUCUACUUGUGACACGCCCUGGGCUGAGUGCGCUUCUGCUGACAGAGUUGAACCAUCGCCCCGGGGAGGACUCACGGCUUUUGGAAAGGUAGUAAUAAAGGAAAUGAACAGAUUGGGAAUGCUAGUGGAUUUAUCUCACGUGUCAGAGCGAACUAUGCGUGAUGCUCUGGCUGUCUCACGAGCACCAGUGCUUUUUUCUCACUCUUCUGCACGAGCUCUUUGCAACGUUACUCGUAACGUUCCUGACACAAUACUGAGAAUGUUAGCUGCCAACAAAGGACUCAUAAUGGUGAAUUUUUAUACUUCAUUCCUGACUUGUAAGGAAACAGCAACCGUUCAAGAUGCGAUUGCUCACAUAAAUCAUAUACGGAACGUGGCCGGUGUGGACAGCGUCGGCCUUGGCGCCGGGUACGAUGGGAUUAAUUAUACACCACAAGGUCUGGAAGAUGUAUCAUCCUAUCCAUUGUUAUUUGCCGAGCUGAUGGAGGCAGGCUGGAGCAUAGAAGAUCUUCGUAAGCUUGCCGGACUGAAUCUACUCCGGGUAAUGGGCGCAACAGAGAGGGUAGCUAAAGAAUUGGCAGCUGCUCGUGUUGUACCUUACGAAGACGUGCCACCGCGAAUUUUCGACGCUCAUAACUGCUCCAGUCAAGAUGUUUAAGACUUUUUAAGCUAAUGAAUACUUUCAAUUUAGAUAUAGUAGGCAGCUGCAAUUUAUUAUGGCACCGCAAAUAACCUUAAUAUUCAUGCAAGGGUUGUGAUCUAGAAAUUAGAUGAAAUCCGGCAAUGAAGAUAUGAAGAAUUUUUCUUUCUUCUUACAAUUCAUUUUAGUAAAGUAAAAAUAAUAUUAAGUGUAAAUGUCACCUCCAAUAAUAGAGCCCCUACUUUAAUAAGUUACCUUAAUUUCGAUGAUUGUGAUAAAUAGUAUAGAAUUUAUAACAAACCCUUUCUUCUAAAAUUGUAAAUAUAAUACCUACUUUUCAGAAUAAUUGUAGAAAAAUAGAGGGGUUGACAAAACUGGAAAGAGUUUUUUUAUAUUUUAUUCGUAAUUCUGCUAUUGCCGGUGGCAUAUAUUUCAUAAUAUGUAACAAAACAUUUCAUAAUUACAAAUAGUGUUUUACUGCUACAAUUUUAUUUUUAAAUAGUUUAACAUAGAUUUACCUAUUUAUUAGAUAGCUAUUUACUUGUUUUUUUUAAACAUGCGAGACUUGCUUACUUAUUUUACCUUUACAUACUAAUAAUAUUGGAAAAUAAUUUACUAUUUGUGAAAAAGAUUAGGUAAAUUCUUAAAGUAGGUAAUGACUUGUUACCAAAUAAAAACAUUGAAGGCUUAGAAUUUUUGGAGAAUCAAAAAAACAAUUGUCUGUAAAUACUAUUCAUAAUUAUUCUAUAGCUUUAUCUUUUGACGACCAAUAGUUGUAACAUAAAUUUAGAAGAAUAAUUAUGCGUAUUUGUUGUCCUUAGACGUAAAUCCCCGCCUAUGACUACGAUUAAUGUGAUUGCGUCAACCCGCGAAUAGUGGCUAGGUUAGUUUUAAUUUAGUGUUGUUGAUAUUAAUUGAGACGUUUCAUAGGUACAAUUCAUUUACAUGUGAAUUGAAAUAUCAUCGUAGUUACUUUAGUAAUGCAAGUAUAAAUUGAAAAAAAAUGUAUUGAUAUUUUGUUACUAUUUAAAAACAAACGUAUUUAAAAAUAACAAAUGCGAUCCAAUGAUCUUUAUCAGAUUUUGAUGUACUACAAUCUACCUACCAAAAAUAAGCUGCUGUGGACAUUAAUUUACUUUUGGACAUAGAUUUUACUGUUUUUUCCUACCUACCUAUUCCAGUGACCUGGGGGGACCCCACUUCCCGCCCUCGCUUCGCUUCGGAUACUAUCAUUUAUUUGAUUUUAUUAAAUUUUCCUUUAUACAAAUUUGAACUUGAGAAAAUGAUGUAAUAUAGGAUAUUGUAUAACGAAUUGUUUGUAGUACCAUCAUUAAGUUCUAUCAUGUGGCUCUCAAAAUACUGUCAGCACUACCAUUCCCCUAUCCCUAUCUAUUGCCUAGUCUCUUCUGGCUACUUCUGGCAAUUCGUAGAGCUACAAAUGCACCUUACGCCCUUUCAAUUGAUACACCAUUUCAAUUGAAGCCUGUUAACGUAUUCUGCAAUAGACAGGUGUUGGUAAAAGUUCAUUGUUUUUCAAUAUACUAACCUUGAAAGUUGGCAUAAAGUGUUGCAUAAUUUCAUUUGAAAGCAAUUAUUGUAUUGCUGGUAUAAGUCAGAAAAUGCUUAGAAUCUGGUUUAUUUUCAAUGAAUGUCCCAUUUCCAAACCAAUGAAUGUAGUGGCUCCGGUGGCGGUACCAAUUGCGUCAAUUUGAAUUGACCGUUCGCACAACACUUUUUUUUUCCUACCUAUGCUGAUAGCCUUGAGAGACUAUUUCAGCUUUACCCUAACGUGAGCUCACGGGGCUCAAACCGGACAAACCAGGAGCUUCAUUUUUAUACUUAAAUACCUUGAAAUAUUGGCACACAACAUUUAUUGGUCCAAUAGCAACGGUUUGCCGUAAACUGUGAAAUUCAGUUUUUUUACAUCCUCUUAAGUAUUUUAUCAAUACCUACAACUUCAACCGAAGCAUUUGUUUUAAGCGAUAUUCAGUUUUUUUACGUCCUCUUUGAGGAUAUUUGCAGCACGCAUUCUGUCAAUGCUACGUCAAACGACAUAAGGUUACAUUAGAAAAGUUAAUAUGGUGGUUAAGUUUUCUUAACUAUUUUAAUUUUCCGUGCAAUUUUAUUAAUUUUUUCUUUCAUAAGAACCUUGUCCUGAUAAUAACAAACACAAAAAAAAAAAAAGAUUAGCGCAAUCUGUCCAGCCGUUCGCGCGUGAUGUCGUGAACAAGGGAAAUAGGGGUUCAUUUUUAUACAUAUAGAUACAUAUGUAUAUAGAUACAUAUGUAUAUAGAUACAUAUGUAUAUAGAUAAUAAACACUCACACAAACACUAAGAACAAACAAAGCUGUUUAUCAUCAAAAGUUGUCGCAAAAACACCUCAUUGCCAUAAAAAAAUUUAAUAUACUCAUGGCUUGUGAACUCGCACGAAUCUGUCGUUAUUGUCAAUCGAUGACGGAUUAAAUAUCUUGUUUUUAAUUAAGAUACUUUCUUAUUAAUUAAAUGAAUGAAUUAUUAAAGUAUACAAAGAAUAUUAUAUAUAUUUUUACAUUUAAAAUGUAUAUAAUUAUCUCUCGAACGUACGAUGCGGAGGCGUGGCAGGUUCUGGCACGCCGUGUUGCUCUACGAUGUAGGCUGUACCUACGUAUAAUUAAUAUCCCUACAACCAGUAAUUAUAUAAAAUUAUGUUUGUGUGUCAAUAAUAAGAUCACUACUUUGGCAUACGAAAUUACAACAUAAAAAAAAUCUUCGAAAUUUAAAUUUGUUCAAAAUGUUUAUUGAUUCGUAGCCUGCUAAUAUAACUCACAUCAUAUGGUAGGUAAUUUAUUGUACAGUCACAUGACUCAAGAACGUAUUUUCAUUAGCGGUUUGGUAGAUACAGAGUGCUUCAUUUCAUGUAUAUUUCCCUCAACUACGAACAUACUAUAUAAUCACUAUCGAACCUGAACCAGCUAUUUUCCCUAGUCAUUAUUCCAUCUGUGGGGAAGCCAGACACGGAACCUAUAUGAGCCUGUCUGGACUCUGCCUGAUUGGUUUGUCGACAAUGAGAAUCCGACAUAUUAGGAGCAGAGCAGAGCAGAGUGAAAUUAGUCAAUGUCAAGUUCCUCAUUGAUACAAUUUUAAAAAGCAUACUUUGAUUUUAACCAUUUAACUACUGAACCCACUUGUAUUAAGCGGAUCCCAAGACUGAAAAGUUUUAUAAUUAACAAUAAUAAUUAAUAAGCAUGCAAUUUUGUAACGUAUGUUCUGUCAAUUUUAAUUUAACUACUAGUUAAAAUAAUUAUAAGCUAAAUAUUAUUUAAAACCUUCCCAAAAGAAGGUCUCUGCAAACAUAUCUCGUUUUAAAUAAGAGAAAACCAAACAGUAAUGUUAAUUGUAAGCAGCUUUGCAAAAUAUAAAUUUAUUGUUUUAAUUUUAUAAUCUUAUAGCAUUGUAACGUUCUAACAAAUUCUAACACCAUUCUAAUUAAAACAAUAUCGUUAAAAAUAGAAUAAAUAUACAAAUAGACAGUUGCUUUGUAAGAAUGUGUCAAUAGCGGUUUUCAAAUUGAUUACUUGAUAAAUGAUUAAUAAAUGAUUACCCUCAAUUUGUAAAUUGACCUGAAUUUAAAAUUGAUGGUAAUCAUUUAUAUUUAUGAUCUCCUGUUCUAAGAAAUUUUUUGUAAGUACCAACAUGCUUAAAAUUGAUGUAUCCUAUGAGAUAUUUUGGCUUGUAUCUAAGCAACUAUCGAUGAUUGAAUGUAGUUCAUAUAGCCCGACGGAAUACUUAGUAAUAAACAUAAUUUUCCAUCAUUAACAACUACACGUCUUUGUGAGUGGGUUAAUGGUGUAACCUCUGUAACUAGGCCCUAACUGCCUCAUAAGAAAGUCCGGGUAGAAUUUACAAUUGAAGUCAGAAUCAUUUUAAUAAAUAGUUUGUAUUCUGAAUUUUUUCUUCGUAUACGUAUUUUGUUUACGUCUUGGUACCCAUAACAUAAGAAAAAAUUCUAAAUCGACCAUCUUUUGUAAGUCACACUGCUCAAUAUCAGCUAUGUAUAUCGUUUAAAUCAGGCUUUAGGAUUAGAAUCCUUUUACUUUAACACCGUGGCCACCGUAACCGACAGCUCUAAUGCUGAUGACACCUAUAUUUUCUAGCUAAGUAUGUAUCUACAUGGUUUAUCCCAGUAUAUCGUUUUAAAUAGUCAUAGCUAUGUUAUAUUAUAACACACAUACUGGUUGACAACAAGUCUUAUGGGUAUCCAAAUCGUUGACCGUGAAUUAAAGUUAAAGUUAAGUUGCAGCCUAUCCUCCUCCUCUUGUCAGCAAUCUCAAGUGUACUCAAGGUUCGGCGCAGGUACUUAGAUAUACCAAUAUUAUUACAUUAUACAUUAAACAAUACGAUUGAUAAGUCGACUUCGGGUGACCUCAAAGUGGGUGAUAUUUCUGUUGCUUUCAAGGUCUGGGCUCGAGUACUUUGCACCAGGUGUGCUUUUAGUACGUUCCCUCACUUAAUCCAGUAAGAAAAAAACGUAGCCAGCCUCAUCUCUCACGAGUCAGAUAUUUGGUUACAUUUUUACAAAAUAGUCGGAUAUAGGUCAACGAGCUAUGCUAGUUAUUAAAGUUAGAGAUCCUUUAAUAAAUUUUAUAAUUUUUAUGACCAAAAUCAUUGUACUGACAAAUAAAUAAUUUACCUCAAAAA
Messenger RNA from Bombyx mori (domestic silkworm), 7653 nucleotides. RefSeq lists its product as uncharacterized. Gene Ontology annotation, biological process: proteolysis. Gene Ontology annotation, molecular function: metallodipeptidase activity. The record is from RefSeq and is a predicted model, not a curated record. The coding region runs from base 322 to 2994 and encodes 890 amino acids. The transcript is spliced from 10 exons. NCBI's taxonomy places the organism in Eukaryota, Metazoa, Arthropoda, Insecta, Lepidoptera, Bombycidae.